GGGGGGCGCAGCGGCCGCGCCCCAGCAGCAUGACCUUCCUGCCCUCGGCCCGGCCGCAGCACCCCGCGGAGAGCCCCGGCUUCCUCCGGGGCGGCUCCCUGUGGGGCAGCCGCCGCUGGAACCUCUUCGGGGGCAGCGGCCGGAGCGGCCCGAGCCCCAGGAAGAACUUGAGCGCCCUGCGCAAGAGCUUCAGCUUCCGCCUGCGGCGGGGCCACGAGCUGCGGCGCUCCGAGUCGGGGGGCCUCCUGCGCCCCGCGCGCCUCCGCACCAAGAGCGAGGGGGACGCCAGCUCCCUGCACACCUGCCCCAGCAAGCGGGACCUGCUGUACCCGGAGCUGGCCAGGGUCGGGGGCAGGCUGCACGCGGACCCCGAGCAGCCAGGGGGACUCUGGAGACUCCUCACGAGCCGCUUCCGAAGGCGAGAGCGCGGCAGCACCGGCGGCGCCUCCCCCAAGGAGCCCCACGGCGGCAUGGACCCCGUCCUCCUGGGCAGCGGCCCGCUGCGAGUGCUGGAUUCGUUUGUGAACAGCCAGGAAUGGACCCUGAGUCGCUCGGUGCCUGAGCUGAAGGUGGGCAUCGUGGGGAACCUGUCCAGCGGCAAGUCCGCCCUCGUGCACCGCUACCUGACCGGCACCUACGUGCAGGAGGAGUCUCCGGAGGGUGGCCGGUUUAAGAAGGAGAUCGUAGUGGAUGGUCAGAGUUACUUGCUGCUGAUUCGAGAUGAAGGGGGCCCCCCUGAGCUGCAGUUUGCUGCCUGGGUCGAUGCCGUGGUGUUUGUCUUCAGCCUGGAGGACGAGAUCAGCUUCCAGACGGUGUACAACUACUACCUGCGGCUGUGCAGCUACCGGAACACAGCGGAGGUGCCGAUGGUGCUGGUGGGCACGCAGGAUGCCAUCAGCGCCACAAAUCCCCGGGUCAUCGAUGACUCUCGGGCACGGAAGCUUUCCAACGAUCUGAAGCGCUGCACGUACUACGAGACCUGUGCCACCUACGGCCUGAACGUGGAGAGAGUCUUCCAGGAUGUGGCUCAGAAGGUGGUGGCUCUACGGAAGAAGCAGCAGCUUUCCAUCGGUCCCUGCAAGUCCCUGCCCAACUCACCCAGCCAUUCGUCUGUCUCUGCGGCCUCCAUUCCUUCUGUUCACAUCAAUCAGUCUCGAAAGGGCGCGGACCCAGAGCGGGAGAAGAAGGUGCCGGAGUGUAAAGCGGACAGUAUCGGCAGCGGGCGGGCCAUUCCCAUGAAGCAGGGCAUUCUCCUCAAACGCAGUGGCAAGUCACUCAACAAAGAGUGGAAGAAGAAGUAUGUGACGCUGUGUGACAACGGAGUGCUCACCUACCACCCCAGCCUGCACGACUACAUGCAGAACGUCCAUGGGAAGGAAAUCGAUCUGCUGAGAACUACAGUGAAGGUACCGGGCAAGCGGCUGCCCAGGGCAACAACAGCGGCAGCGCCCAGCGCGAGCCCCAAGGCCAACGGGCUGGCAAAGGAGCGGAGCAGCACGCAGCUCACGGGAGGCACAGGUGCUCCCCACUCCACCAGCAGCACCUCCCUGCACUCGGAGCGCUCCAUCAGCGGCAUCAACCUGGUGGGCUUCAGCUCAAAGCCUGACGGCAUGCACCAGCGCUCGUACUCCGUCUCCAGCGCGGACCAGUGGAACGAGGCCGUGGCUAUCCCCGGCAGCUGCCCCAACCCCUCUAACGGCACCGCCGAUUCUCUCAGCUCCAGCCCGAACAUUUCCAACGCUGCCAGCCCGAAGCUGGAGCCGCCUCCAUCACCGCAUGCGAACAGGAAGAAGCAUCGCAGGAAAAAGAGCACAGGCACGACUCGGCCCGACGGCCCCAGCACAGCAGCAGAAGAACCAGACGAGCCAUUUGAGUUCAUUAUCGUGUCCCUGACGGGCCAGACGUGGCUCUUUGAGGCCUCAACGUCUGAGGAGCGAGAGCUUUGGGUCCAGGCCAUUGAGAGCCAGAUCCUGGCCAGCCUGCAGGGCUGCGAGAGCAGCAAGAACAAGGCUCGGCUGGGCAGCCAGGGCGAUGCACAGGCCAUGCAGGCCGUCCGCACCGCGCGUGGGAACAGCUUCUGUGUGGACUGCGAUGCACCCAAUCCAGACUGGGCGAGUCUGAACCUGGGCUCCCUCAUGUGCAUCGAGUGCUCUGGGAUCCAUCGCAACCUGGGCACCCACCUGUCCCGCGUGCGCUCCUUGGACCUGGACGACUGGCCCAGCGAGCUUCUCAUGGUCAUGACAGCCAUCGGCAACGCCCUGGCCAACGCUGUCUGGGAAGGAGCUGUGGAAGGCUACCCCAAGCCCACCCCUGAGAGCAGCCGGGAGGAGAAGGAGCGCUGGAUCCGGGCCAAGUAUGAGCAGAAGCUCUUCCUGGCUCCACUGCCCCAGUCGGACAUCCCGCUGGGGCAGCAGCUGCUGCGGGCGGUCGUGGAGGAUGACCUGCGCCUCGUGGUGACGCUGCUGGCACAUGGCACCAAGGAGGAGGUGAACGAGACCUACGGGGAUGGAGACGGGCGCACAGCACUGCAUCUCUCCUGCGCCAUGGCCAACGUAGUCUUCACACAGCUGCUCAUCUGGUACGGGGUGGAUGUGAAGAGCCGGGACGCUCGGGGCCUGACCCCACUGGCCUAUGCCCGGCGAGCCGGCAGCCAGGAGUGCAUCGACAUCCUGCUGCAGCACGGAUGUCCCAGCGACAGCGCCGUCACCACGCUGACCCCCAGCCUGCCCCGCCGCAACACCAACGCCAACAACAACGCCUGCACCACGUUGCUGGCUGAGCUCGGCUCCAGCCCCAGCGCCGUCUAGCUCCCCAGAGGCCCUCCACUCACCGUGCGGCUGCCUUCCAGCCCUGCUGGCGUCCAGUGCCACCAGAGCACGUCUGAGGGGCCGCUCACCGCACCCGCCGUGCUCAUCCUACGCCAGGCCCCCUGUUCUGGCUGGGGCAGCCAGCAGCACACUUCUCUUUGCCUGGGUCCUGUGCAUUCUGCCUGUGCAGCUGGAAGGGGGGAGCUGUGCAGACCCAGAGCUGUCAGCCUGUGGAGGCGCCCCCACAGCCACCAGGAUGGGGGUUUCAGUACAGCCUGUUCUCAUGACCGGUACAGGGGGAGGAGAGGCGGCCUCUGUGUGCCUCCCCACCACCACACUCACUUGUAGAUAGUACAGGGGCUGCAGGCGGUUCAGGUGUGCUGCCGUCUCCUGCACAGCCGGUACUGGGGGCAGUAGGGCAGCUCGGACGUGUCCCUCCUGCCCUCCUGCAUUGUGCACCCCAGCGCAGUGGGGCAGGUGGGGGGCAGUGGUAGGUGCACAUUUCUCCACCACACCCAUUUGUUCCUCUGUGCUUCUGGCCAGUAGAGGAGGGAUCCCCUCACUGGUGCCGCUCACCUGUGUGCUGAUGUGAAGGGAGCAUCUCAUGCAAUCCCAUGGACCUUUCCAGCCUCCCUGGUGACCCAGAAGGGCAAGAGGAUUGUUCCCCUGGGCCCCCCAGCUGUGUCUGUCUGUCUAUAGAGUCCCUGUCCUUCCAGGUUCAAGCCCCAAAGCCAUACACGGUGUCUCCAACAGCACAUCCCCACUGGCUCCCGCUGCUGCCCAGGCGGGGCUGGACUCCGGCUGAGCAAGAGGAGAGAGGAGAGGAGCAUCUCCCUUGUGUUUGGGCCAAGCCUGCAGCUGCGCGCUGGAAUUUCCGAGGCUUUGGACGCUGCUGUGGAACGUCUCCAUCACUUGUGUAUAAAAUGUACAUUGGAAAUAUUUAUAUGGACACUCUGUAUAUACUGUUUCUUUGCCAUGAAUUGCCCUGUGUGUGUUACCUGCAGCAAAGGAGAUAAAGGCCAAUAAAGCAACCCACCUCCUGCCA
Oxyura jamaicensis (ruddy duck) is the source of this 3852-nucleotide messenger RNA. It is a transcript of the gene AGAP3, whose product is annotated as ArfGAP with GTPase domain, ankyrin repeat and PH domain 3. NCBI's taxonomy places the organism in Eukaryota, Metazoa, Chordata, Aves, Anseriformes, Anatidae. The transcript has 17 exons. The record is from RefSeq and is a predicted model, not a curated record. Gene Ontology annotation, molecular function: GTPase activity; protein binding; GTPase activator activity. Gene Ontology annotation, cellular component: nucleus. The coding region runs from base 30 to 2807 and encodes 925 amino acids. Gene Ontology annotation, biological process: proteasome-mediated ubiquitin-dependent protein catabolic process.